AAAAUGUGCCAUGUCCGCCUAAUUAUUUUAAAUGUACAGACAGCUAUUGCAUUCCUAUGAAGAAUGUGUGCAAUGGCCGAAUAGACUGCCGAGAUGGCCAAGACGAACAGUAUUGUGAAUGUCAUGCUAAGAGAGACAUAAUCAUCGUUACUGAAAGUACUGAUUUCCUUCCAUACAGCAGAGCAACUCUGCUCUUCGAAACUGCUACUAGAUUGGGUGGAACACUUUACUCCAAGUAUAGCACUAUUAGAACAUUACAAAUUCGCUUAUCAACGGCUGAUAGUAAAUAUGUUUUUGAAAGUUCAACUAUCAAUAGUUAUAGUGAGCACCCUAGUCAAAUUUUUGAAAAGUUUUAUGAAAAUGAGACCAACGAUAACUUUCCUGGACCAAGCGAGCAAGAACAAACUGCAAUCAUCUGGGUAUCUGAUGUUUCCGAGUACACAGAAAGGGAGAAAUACACAUUCAAUCUUUUUGGAAUGUCAAAUUCUUCCGGACAACCAUUGAGAUACCGCAUUGUCAUCGGACACGGUGCAUAUAAAGCUGCCGAUGUCGAUGAUGUUACUCAAUUAAUAAUAGAAGACUAUGAAAUUCUCGGUACACUUGGAAAAGCAUUGUUUCCAAGUAUAUGCAAAGGUCAACCACUUCAGUGUAAAGAUAGAUAUCGAUGUAGUCUGAGUAUGGUAUGUAUUCCUCACGAACAAGUAUGUGAUGGUAAACAGCAUUGCCCAUAUGGUGACGACGAGGAGUUAUGUGAGUUCAUAUGCCCAGAGUUAUGUAAGUGUAAACCUGGUAUCGUAACAUGUACAAAUAUUCAAAACAAUAACCAGACAAUCGUCGUACCAGUCUCGAGUCGCAUUUUAGACCUAAGCAACUCAACACAUCACGGAGCUGACAUUCUAAGGAAACAGAACAGAAAAGGUUUAUCACUACUGAUUUCACUUAAUGUUUCAAGAUGUGAGAUAAGAGAAUUAUCUAAAUCUUCAUUUCAACAAUUCACCAACUUAUUGAAAUUAGAUAUAAGUUUUAACAAAUUCACAAUAUUAUCCCGUGACACUUUUAUCUACUUACAUCACUUAAAGGAGCUUUACAUGUCAGGAAACACAAUGUUAAGAGUUGUAGAACCUGGGGCAUUCAAUAGUCUUAGCAUUGAAUCACUUUCUAUUAACAAAGCCCAAAUUGAACGUUUGGAUGCAUAUACAUUCGCUGGAUUAACUCUACAAAGUCUUCAUUUAGCAUCAAACAAGAUAACAUAUAUAGACGAUUUAACGUUUAGCGGACUAACUUGUCAAAAUUUAAAUAUUGAAGAUAAUCCAGUGUCUGUUUUUACGAAAAGAAUGUUUGACGGGGUAAAUGGGGUGAAAAGACUUGUCACGUCUGCUUAUAAGUUUUGUUGUAUUCGACCUGGGUACUUGAAUGAAGAAAACUGCUUACCAUAUAAAGAUGAAUUUUCAUCAUGUACACACCUGAUGAGAAACACUACGCUACAAGGAUUAAUGUGGACAAUAGGGUUGUUGGCUCUCACUGGCAAUGUGUUGUCUAUAGUUUAUCGACUCAUCUACGACAGAAAUAGGCUGAAACUUGGAUACGGAAUAUUUGUCACAAAUCUGGCAGUUUCUGAUUUGCUUAUGGGAAUUUAUAUGCUUAUCAUUGCGACAGCAGAUAAAUUGUUUAUGGAUAGGUAUAUUGAGAUAGACGAGUACUGGCGGAACAGUGGUUGGUGUCAGUUUGCUGGAGUUUUAUCAACACUAUCAUCAGAAGCAAGCGUUCUUUUCAUGUGCCUUAUCACCAUCGAUAGAGUUAUUGUUAUAAAAUUUCCCUUCGGACAAUACCGUUUAUCAACGUAUACGUCCCUGUUAGCGGCAUCCGUUGCAUGGGUGAUUGCUGUUCUUAUUGCUCUUGUACCUGUUUUGUAUACAGAUUAUUUCAACAACAAAUUCUACAGCAAAUCUGGCGUAUGUCUUGCAUUGCCACUUACACGUGACAGGCCACCAGGAUGGCUGUACUCCGUUAUUGUUUACAUUGGAUUCAAUUUGAUCACUUUCGGACUCAUCACUGUUGGUCAGCUGCUUAUCUACAUAGAGGUCCAUAAACAUAAUCAGUCGAAGAAACGUUUGAACAUGUCCCGGAGCAACGAGUUAAAGGUGGCAAGGAAUCUUCUUUUACUUGUUGCAACCGACUUCAUGUGUUGGUUCCCUGUUGGCUUAAUGGGUUUGCUGGCUUUAUCAGGGCACGUUAUUCCCGGGGAGAUGUAUGCUUGGACAGCGGUUCUUAUCCUGCCAAUUAAUUCGGCGCUGAAUCCGUUCAUGUACACAUUCUCUGCUAUAAUCUCUGCAAAGAAAAUAGCCCACUCUACGAAGGAGGCAAGUCACACGGAUGAAGGUGGAAAAGUUAUAAUGGACGUUCUGCCAUACUUUAUACAGAGGAGACUUCGUUCUAGCAGACCCAACAGCCUAGACAAGGUUCUUGAUCGGAAGAGGUUCUCAAUCAAAGAAAUUGCCUUCAUUGUGCACAACGUUGUAAGCUAUAUAGAAAUUGUUCAUGAGCACGGUCUUGUUCUUGACGGUCAAGUCUCGGUGGAAAACAUUGAUGUGCCACUUACAUCCGAUUUAAAGAUAUCGGGCAAAGCCACUAUUAUGAGCCUACCUUCUGUAUUGUCAACAAGAGUGAAGAAAGGUGGCCAUGCUUACGAUGACAUCUACGAUGUUGGAAAGCUUACUGAGGUCAUGUUAAGGAAUGUUUAUGCUUACCGAUUAAAGUGA
Messenger RNA from Ruditapes philippinarum (Manila clam), 2759 nucleotides. Its product is annotated as G-protein coupled receptor GRL101-like. Gene Ontology annotation, cellular component: membrane. Lineage: Eukaryota; Metazoa; Mollusca; Bivalvia; Venerida; Veneridae. The transcript is spliced from 8 exons. The record is from RefSeq and is a predicted model, not a curated record. Gene Ontology annotation, biological process: G protein-coupled receptor signaling pathway. The annotation marks the transcript as partial. Gene Ontology annotation, molecular function: protein binding; protein-hormone receptor activity; G protein-coupled receptor activity.